This is a messenger RNA of Scheffersomyces coipomensis, 3924 nucleotides long. RefSeq names its product Roa1p (gene ROA1). Gene Ontology annotation, molecular function: ABC-type transporter activity; ATP hydrolysis activity; ATP binding. NCBI's taxonomy places the organism in Eukaryota, Fungi, Ascomycota, Pichiomycetes, Serinales, Debaryomycetaceae. Gene Ontology annotation, biological process: transmembrane transport. The transcript has a single exon. Bases 1 to 3924 code for a protein of 1307 amino acids. The record is from RefSeq and is a predicted model, not a curated record. Gene Ontology annotation, cellular component: membrane.
AUGAUAGAUUCUACUAUUUUAAGAAUACCUUUUGAGAAGAGAAUAGGAUUGCUGGUUAGGAACCUAACUGUUACAGUCAAAGACCAGGUGGAUCAGAAAUUGAAUGAAGACAGUGGUAAUAUUGAUAUUGAACUGGCUCAAUUUCAAGAUGAUAUCAAGUCUAAGAUCUUGAAUGAUAUAUCAUUUGAUUUAGAACCAGGGAAAUGUCUUGCUAUUGUGGGAGGUUCUGGUAGUGGUAAGACAACCUUAUUAAAUACUUUAUCUCAAAGAACCAAUAUUACCAAUAAGAAAUUAAAAUUUGAUGGAUUUAUAGAGUAUGAUACUUCUGAAGAAAGUAAUAAUCAUCAUAUCAAGCAUGCAUAUCUUUUACAAACUGAUAUAUUUUUACCAGGUUUAACCGUCUUUGAAACUUUAAAAUAUCAAGCUGAUUUAAGAUUACCACCAUCAGUUCAUGCAUCAGAAAAAGUACAGUUGAUUCAAUCCUUAUUGGAAGUUUUAGAAUUAGCCAGUGUUAGAGAUACCAUCAUUGCUGCGUUUUCAAGUCUUGAAACUACUCUUUCUGGUGGUGAACAAAGAAGAGUUUCAUUAGCUAUUCAAUUAUUAUCAAAACCAUCUAUUUUAUUCUUAGAUGAACCAACCACAGGAUUAGAUACUACUAGUUCAUUAAAGUUAGUACAUAUUAUAAAGAAAUUAGCAUCUCCAGAGUAUGGUAUGACUAUCAUACUAUCAAUUCAUCAACCAAGAAGUGAAAUCACAGAAUUAUUUGAUAAAAUUUGUUUAUUAACCAAGGGUGGUAGAUUGGUAUAUUACGGUAAUUUAGCUGAUGCCACUUCAUAUUUCAAUAACUUGCAUAUCUUACAAGAUCAAAAUAAUCAAUCGCAAGAAGGAUCCACAAGUCAGGGAAACUUCAUAGAAUAUAUUAUGGAACUUUCAGUUCGAGAUACUACUUCUGAAGAAAUGGAAAAAAUAACCAAUGCUAGGAUUAACAAAUUAGUUGAAAGUUGGAAAAGCGAAAGAUUACCAAUCAUAGAACCAAAAUCAGAUUUCAAUAAGAAUUUAAAAUUAUUUUCAACUCAAUCCAAAGAUCGGAUUUCAUUCUUUAGAGAAGUUGAAAUUUUAACAAGACGAACCUUUUUAUUAUCAUAUCGAGAUAUAUUAUCUUUAUUAUCCAUGAAUCUUGGAGCUGCAUUAUUAGCCGUUGCCACAGGUUGGAUGUUCUUUCAACCUACUCCAGAUUUAGCUGGUAUAAGAUCAAUCACAUCUACAUUAUAUGUGAUGUUAGAAGUCAUUGGGUUUUGUCCAAUGUAUUUUGAACUUGAAAGAUUAUGGUCAACUGAUGGAGUUUUCUUUUAUAGAGAAUAUCUGGAACAAUACGUUAGUAUUUCUGGAUUUCUUUUAUCAAGAAGGCUCGGUAAAUUAUUUUUAGAAGAUUUACCGCUGGCCAUUAUAUUUGGAUCAAUAUCUUAUUUCAUGUGGGGAUUACGUACUUCAACAAAAUUUGACAGUGGAUCGUUUAAUUCUUCUUAUUUUGGGGUUUAUAUCGGUAUAUGUAUAUUAGUGGAAUUAAACGCCAUGGGUUCAUCGUUAUUAUGUUUUGCCGUUGCUAAAGAUUUUUCUAUCAGUUCACUUGUUCUAAAUGUAUUUUAUCAAUUACAAAAUAGUGCUUGUGGAUAUUUCGUUAAUGCUGCCACUAUGCCAGUAUACGUUAGAUGGACUAAAUAUCUUGCUUAUUUCUGGUAUGGGUUUGGAGCAUUAACUUCCAAUCAAUUUUCAAAUUGGAUGGGUGCAUGUCCUUAUGAACAUGGUGAUCCAAGAUGUAUGCAAUAUUCAGGUAAUAAUCAAUUAAAAACUUUGGGAUAUCCUAUAAAUUGGAUUGCUGAGCCUAUUGUGAUUUUAUUAUCAUGGAUGAUUGGAUUUCAUAUUUUGACAGCUAUUGCCUUUUAUUUUAAGAAAUUUGAUGUAUCCAUUGCCAAAACAAAAAAGAAUAGAAUUGAUAAAAAGAUUAAUGAUGAUCAAAAUGAUAAAGAUGAAGAUGAUGAGAAUGAAAGUAGUGAUUUAUCCCUCAUUGAUGAAAAGAAUAACGUCAAUAAUAAUAAUAAUUUGACUCAAAAGAACUUAAAUGAUGAUAUAGAUAUCAGUAUAGAGAAUUUAAAUCUUUUAGUUCAAAACAAAAAUAUUUUAGGAAAUGUUACAUUUGAAAAGACUUUAUUAGAAAACAUCAAUGCAACAUUCACAGCUAAUGAAGUUAAUGUUAUUAUGGGUCCAUCGGGUAGUGGUAAAACCACACUAUUAAAUUAUCUUUCUGAUAGAUUGCCAAAGACAAGAGGAAGUAUUUAUAAAUCAACUGGAAUCAUCAAUAUAAAUAAUUUCCAAACUAUUACUGCUAAACAAUUAUCUCAUGGUUCAGCUUAUGUUACCCAACAUGAUAAUUCAUUAAUUCAUAACUUAACCGUUCGAGAAACUUUAUAUUAUCAAGCUAAGAUAAGAUUACCUACUCGAGAACAUAAAUAUAUUCCACAAAUCAUUACUGAUUUAAUUCGAAAAACAGAAUUAAUUGAUUGUGCAGAUAAAUUGAUUGGAUCAGAAUAUGUUAAGGGGAUUAGUGGAGGUGAAAAGAGAAGAGUAUCGAUUGCUAUUCAAUUAUUACUGAAACCAAAGAUUUUAUUCUUAGAUGAACCUACAUCAGGAUUAGAUUCUGCCACUGCUUGUAAAAUCUUACAAUUAUUAGAUACUUUAGCAUUGGAAAAUAAAACCACGGUUAUUUUAACUAUUCAUCAACCUAAUCAAGAAAUGUUUCAAAGAUUUGGAUCAUUAUUAUUAUUAGCUAGAGGUGGGAAGAUUAUUUAUAAUGGUAGUAUUGAUAAUAUCAAACCUUAUUUCACAUCAUUAAAUUAUACCAUUCCAUCUAAUGUUAAUUUAGCUGAUUAUAUUCUUGAUUUAAUUUCCAAGAAGAUGGAUGAAGAUAAACAACAAUUACAAAAUAGAAUCACUACAUUAAUUCAAGAAUGGAAAAGUCAUAAAUCAAAUGGCGAUGAAGAAGUGAUGGUUAAAUCUCAUAAACUAGUUAAUAUUGAAAAUUAUUAUCAUAAGAGAUUGCCAUUAUAUGUCACAUUCAGCACCAUUGCCGAACGACAAAUUUUAACCUCAUAUAGAUCAAGGGAUGUGGUUAUUAGUCGGGCAGGUCAAACUAUAUUCUUAACUAUUGUUCAUACCUUAUUUUUUGCUCCAUUGAGAAAUCUGGAAGAAGGGAUAAGUAAUAGAUUAGGUUUAAUUCAAGAAGUUUUGAAUUUAUAUUUUGUUGGUUUGGUUAAUAAUAUCACAUUAUAUCCUACGGAAAGAAACUUAUUUUAUCAAGAAUACAAAGAUGGAAUUUAUGGAGUAUUAGAAUUCAGUGGAUCAUAUUUAAUUAAUGAAUUACCAACUGAAAUCAUUCCAUGUUUAUUCUUUAGUAGUAUGAUUGUAUUUGUAUGUGGAUUACCUCGAAAUCCAGGGAUGUUUUUCAGUAUGUUUGCUACUGGGUUUGUAUCUAUAAAUUGUGGUGAAUCAUUAGGUAUAAUGGUUAAUAGUUGUUUUAAACAUUUAGGAGUGGCCACUAAUCUUUUAUCAAAUUUAGUUAUAUUGGCAAUUUUUAUGGGUGGUACUAUGUCAUUACAUAUGCCACCAUUCUUUAGAGGGAUUAAUUUUAUAAGUCCAAUGAAAUAUGCCGUUGGUAUAUGUGCUGAAUUAGGGUUAAGAGGUCAAAUCUUUACAUGUUCACCCGAUGAUGGAGGAGAUUGUAUAUUGAAUACAGGUGAACAAGUAUUAGAAUAUUAUGGAUUAAAUAAUAACAUUGGUGCUAGUUUUGGAGGGUUGAUUGCUUGUUUAAUCAUUUAUAGGUUGAUUGCCAUUGCAUCGAUAUAUAUUAGAGUGAAGUAUUACAACUAA